AUGCCUCGAAGUGUGCAUUCGGGGAAGGUUUUGGGCCACCAUGUGACUAUAAGGGGGAUAGAGGCAAAUCUUGAUCAAAUAACGGCCUUGCAAAGGCUGCAGAGUCUCAGGAUGACGAAGGAGGUCCAAAGGCUAACUGGGAUGGCAGCAGCCCUCAACAGAUUCAUCAGCCGGUUAAGCAACAACGGCAGACCCUUCUUUCAAUUAUUGAAGAAGAGGGAGGGGUAUGAAUGGGGAGCAAAAUGUGAGCAGGCUUUCCAAGACCUAAAGAAGUACUUGGCAGUGGCACCACUUUUGUCAACCCCAGAACCGGGUGAAUCUUUGAUUUUAUAUUUAGCGGUUUCUGAACAUGCAGUAAGUGCAGUGUUAUUAAGGAAUAAAGGACCCAAACAAAUCCAAGUUUACUGCGUGAGCAAGACGUUGGUGGACGUGGAAAUGAGAUAUUUGCCCCUCAAGAAACUGAUCCUGGCACUGAGGAUGGCGAUGUGGAAGUUGCCGCAUUACUUCCAGAGUCACAAGAUAGUGCUAUGCACUACGAUCAAAGGACAAGUGUUGGCCAACUUUAUAGCAGAAUUCUCUCCUGCAGUGGCUCCCCAGCCUCCUACGAGAAACGGGCAGGCACUUGGGCUUCCUGCCGAGAAAAACAAAGCACUAGCAGAAUAG
This is a messenger RNA of Rhododendron vialii, 663 nucleotides long. RefSeq lists its product as uncharacterized. The transcript has 2 exons. Bases 1 to 663 code for a protein of 220 amino acids. The record is from RefSeq and is a predicted model, not a curated record. Lineage: Eukaryota; Viridiplantae; Streptophyta; Magnoliopsida; Ericales; Ericaceae.